CUCACAUCUUCAUCCAGGAAGAUAGAAUACGCGGGUUAUGCCCUCGGGCGUGCGGCGGGGCAUCUGGACCUCAUGUCUAUUACAGCAUUUGAUCAUAACUCACCAAUCAUCAUUCUUGUUUUACAGCUUAUUGCCGUUUUAAAGUUAAUACCAUCUGUAGCUCAUAUAUAUACCGGUAUCGGUACGGGGAACUGCGUGAACAUCUGUGGUGCUCCCAAUGUAACACCUUGCAUAAGCAAAAUAAUAGUACACCACACAAUCAACUAAAGCAGCUGAGACACCAUUUGCAUUAGGAAGUAAUAGUGCAUGUAAGACUCGCAACUAGAUGUAUGCUCACAGAAAUCCAGGUUCUUUCCAAACUUAGACAGUAAAGGCAAG
Messenger RNA from Aspergillus pseudonomiae, 378 nucleotides. RefSeq lists its product as uncharacterized. Bases 73 to 267 code for a protein of 64 amino acids. Lineage: Eukaryota; Fungi; Ascomycota; Eurotiomycetes; Eurotiales; Aspergillaceae. The transcript has a single exon. The record is from RefSeq and is a predicted model, not a curated record.